UGUGAGAAGAAACAACAACUACACAAGAACUUACAUUUUUACUUAUGUGGAAGAUCGGAGGAUAAAAUUAUGAUCACUCUCUCCAAGAAGUUAAAACAACCCCAAGAGUCCCCCAAAAACAAGAUUGUUCAGGAUGACGUCACAAAGAGAAUUUCAAUUCGAGAUAAACUUUUAGUCAAAGAGGUUCAAGAGAUGGAGGAGAACUUACCAAAAACCUGCACAGUGCAUUUUGAUGAUCCAAAUAAAUUACACAUUUUCACAUUGACCAUUGUACCCGAUGAAGGUUUUUGGAAGAGUGGGAAAUUCAAGUUCACUCUUGAUAUACCCGAAGAAUAUAACAUUGUACCACCUCAGGUUGUAUGUAACACAAGGAUAUGGCACCCUAACAUCAACGAAGAUGGAGAAGUUUGUUUAAGUUUGUUACGUCAAAGUUCUUAUGAUAGUCUGGGAUGGGCACCAACCAGAAGAUUGAAAGAUGUAGUUUGGGGAUUAAAUUCAUUAUUUUCAGAUUUAUUGAACUUUGACGAUCCUCUAAAUGUUGAUGCUGCAGAUCACUACUCUAGAAACAAGGAGUCAUUCAAAGCAAAAGUGAGAGACUAUAUACAGAUGUAUGCAACAAGGUGAUACAGAUUGACCUUUAACCUCUCUAAUGUGCCACCAGUGUGACUUCGUGAUAGAGUUUACAGCAGUUAGCAUUAUAAAGGAACAAUUUACAGCUGAGGUCUCAGGCUUUUUUCCCCAAAACAAGGACACAGUGGGCUUAUGUUUACAGAGUGGAGUGUUUUGUCAUGUACACACAUUAGGCUUUCAGUCAUUAGCUCCUACUCAGUCUAAGAUAAACUAGAAACAUAUAAUUUUUGUAUAUUAUACCUAAAAUUUCUAUUCCGUUUUUAUUAUACAUUUAUUGCUUUGAUUCAUUAUAUAACGAUAUUCUGGGUGAUUUUUUCCCCCCAGAAUGAUGAACAAUGGUUAUGCAGGUUCAUCAACAAUUGAUAUGAUAUGUACAGUGCUUAUAUUGUCUCUGUUCAAGUAUAAAAAGGUUUUCCUUAGUAAAUGCCAGUUUGAAAAUGCCCAAUAGUGUUUUGAAAGUGGUACACAAAUCCUCUUCUUUAUACUUGUUUGUUUGAAAUCUUGUGUUUUGGAGCAUGGUGCUAAUCAUAUUCUAAUAACAAACUGGUAGUGAUAUUUUACUUUAGGAUGUUUCAUUUGGUUAAGAACAUGUGAAGCUUUAUAAGUAGUAAGUCUAUAUACAUGUACAUGUAGUGACUUUUUUACUGUGUAUGAAUAUUUUCAAAUUGAUUUAUAUUGAGUUGAAUGUAAUUUCAAGCUUUACAAAGUGAAGAGUUAUGACAUAGUAUUUCUGUGUGAUGGGUUUCAAGCAAAUAAUAAAUACAAAUCUGAUAUCUGAAGAAAAGAAAUAGUAAGGAGAUAUAUUGAGAUGAUAAGGUAAAGACUUGCUGUUUGUUGAAUACAAACACUAUACAGAAUACUUCCAGUACUUGUGUGCAUUCGUUUAACUUUGUUUCAUAUGAAGAUACGAAGUUUAAAUGUACUGCUUGAUCUCCAGAAAGUGAUAUUUUGUUUCCAGUUGUGGAGAUAGCUGAAUCCUGCAUAACUACAGGAAAAAAAGUGGUUACUCGACUAAAUUUGACUAUGUAGACCUGUAACAGUAUAUGCAUAGAAUGUAUUUAAUUAUGUCAUCAGUUGUGUAUGCUUUCAAAUUAAGCUGAAGUUAACGAGGAGUAUGUUUUAUUCUUUAUUUUCUCCCUAUCUUCCAUUGUCAUGUAUGCUGUUUGUCAUUAUGACUUGCAUAGAAUACUGGAAAUGGCUUUAUUAAUAGUUUUCUUUUUUUAGAAGACAAUGAAUGUUGAAAACAGGCAAAGCCUUAAAAUGUAAUAAGAAUUGUUACUUCUACCCAUUUUAAGAUACUACUAAUAAAUUAUGGAUAUUUGAAUGUGA
Molecule: messenger RNA, 1959 nt
Organism: Saccostrea cuccullata (small rock oyster)
Lineage: Eukaryota; Metazoa; Mollusca; Bivalvia; Ostreida; Ostreidae
Product: NEDD8-conjugating enzyme UBE2F-like
Exons: 7
Coding region: 70-624 (184 amino acids)
Source: RefSeq, a predicted model, not a curated record